ACAAAACCACCUACAUCCACGCUCUCUGAUUCCCUUCUCUGUCCUUCAAGAUGGCGAGACAUGCGUACUUUACGCUCCUCUUGAAUGAUGGAUACCUCAAGGGUGCUCAGGUGCUGGCUCAUUCGCUCAGGGAUCUAGGCACGACUUGUGAACUUGUCAUCAUGGUCUCGAGCGCUGUUUCCGAUAGAGCGCUUGCUGGGCUAGUGGAACUGUAUGACGAAGUAAUCGAGGUUCAGCCAAUUUCCAAUCCUUCGACAGACAAUCUUAAUCUGCUCGGUCGCUUGGACUUACUCGCGUCUUUCACCAAGAUUGCGUUAUGGCGGCAGGUGCAAUAUGAAAAGAUUAUCUUUCUCGACGCAGAUACUGUGGUUUUGCAGUCUAUCGAUCAUCUGUUUGACUUGGACGUUCCCUUUGCAGCUGCGCCCGAUAUCGGGUGGCCAGACAUCUUCAACUCUGGUGUCUUUCUUACAAAGCCCUCGAUAGGCAACUACGCUGCCCUUCGUAGACUUGCUGCAAGCGGCGUUUCAUUCGAUGGAGGCGAUCAGGGCCUCCUCAACACUUUCUUUCCACACUACCACCGACUCUCAUUCACAUACAACGUCACGCCGUCAUCAGGCUACCAAUACCUACCGGCUUAUCGCCAUUUCGAAUCCCAAAUCAAGGUCGCUCACUUUAUUGGAACGAUCAAGCCGUGGAACCGAGGAAGGCAGGCUUCUACCCAGCAUGAAGGAGCUUAUGGGGAACUGUUGUCACGUUGGUGGUCAGUCUAUGAGCGUCACUACGCUUCAACUGAUGACGUUGAGCCUGUCAUCCCCAAGAUGCCUCGUCAACGCCCGAGCGCAUCAAGCUUAUCUGCCAUCCGCGAAGAGCUCGAAGCUCCUGAAGGACCGCAUUUCGAAGCACCAGCAGCCGCAUGGGAUGGUAGUAAAGGAUCACCACCCCUCCAUGCAAAGCCUGAAGCAGGGAACUUCAAGAUUGGGAGUUUCAGCAAUACAUGGGAUGACCCAAGUAGACUAGGUGAGCGCUUCGUUCCCCCGCCAACACCAACGAGGAUGCCGAAAUCAGUUCACUUUGAGCCGCCUCAGCCGCCGACUGGUCGUGCGCCUGUGUUCCCUUGGGAGGGAAAGACGGUCGCUGAACGUGUCUUCCCCGAAGACUCGAUCGCACCCCUUCAAGAAGUCUUCCAGCUCGAACCAGAGGAGACCGGAAGCACCAAUGAGGAUGACAAUGGUGAAGAAUGUGAACGUCAGGAAUUCGCCAACUUCCAAGUCAGCAAUGCUUGGGAUCAAGUACAAGAAAUCAAAAACUACGUCGCCUCGUUGCCCUUCUCAAAUCGACCGCGCGCACCGAGCUCAACAUGGGGUAGUGGCUCCAAUACGCCGCGUGAGGCAGAAUUGCCAGAAGGCGCUGAAGCUCAUAGCAGCUUGCCACUCUCGCAAACAAUACCAGGUACACAAACUCGGGAGGCGGCUGAAGAACGACCGGAUUUCUUGCUACAAGAAGUCGCUGGUUUACCCAAACCUCAAGAUUGGAAUCCAGCAAAACAAUUGGAUGAGUUGGCGUCACAUGCUGCUAUGCUGAUGAGAAGUGCAGCUGCCGCAUCGUCAGCUGACAGGCAAGCAGUAACAGCGGCUGCGGGAACUGGUAGCCAAGCAGGCACAGCACCCGUUGGUUCAGGCAGUCAAGCAGGUACGGCGUCUGUUGAAGCAGGCAGCCAGGCAGGCAGUCAAGCAGAGGCCGCAGCGGGCUCAACUGUCAGAUCAUCGACACAGACUGUCCUCGGUGCGGUGAUUGAGGACGACGACGUGGCUGCUUCCACGACGAGGACAGGUGUGAGUGGCAACAGUAGCGGAGCGAACAUUAACAUAUAAAUACAUUUCAGAGUCACCUUUAGACACAUAAAGACAUUUGUAUCAGAGUCUGAAGCAGCAAGAAGAAAGAAAAUA
Molecule: messenger RNA, 1946 nt
Organism: Protomyces lactucae-debilis
Lineage: Eukaryota; Fungi; Ascomycota; Taphrinomycetes; Taphrinales; Protomycetaceae
Product: nucleotide-diphospho-sugar transferase
Exons: 2
Coding region: 51-1871 (606 amino acids)
Cellular component (GO): cytoplasm
Molecular function (GO): glycosyltransferase activity
Source: RefSeq, a predicted model, not a curated record